AAACUUAUUAAAUAGAUGCUUUCAUGAGCAAUGCCCGGCGAGUUGCGAGUGAACAUCAAGUCAGCACGAGGCCUGCCCAUCAUGGAUAGGAGAAGCGAGCUAACGGAUGCUUUUGUAGAAAUUCGUUUUGCAGGAGAAGUGAAGAAGACGCCAGUGUGUCACCGAUCUUUGAGCCCAACGUGGGGUGACCCCGAGACAGGCGUUGGAUUCUGCUUCAACUUCAGUGAAGACGAACAACUUUUCGAAGAGCUUCUUUUGUUGCGAGUUAUGGAUCAUGAUACUUAUAGCGCUCAUGAUGCAAUCGGACGUGUGGACAUUGACUUGAGCAUGUUUCUCUAUCGGAGUUCAUCCCCCAACCAAAUAGCAGGCUUCUUCCCUAUAUUUGACACCAUGCAUGGUAUUAGAGGGGAGUUGUACGUGAAGAUCGAAGUCAGUCUCAUUCCGACCACCAACAGCACCACUGAUGUCGUCUUCUAUGCGUCUGCUUCAGUGCCUCCAAACUGCAAGCUAGUGACGGUUUUUGGACUGGUUGAUGAGCUGGUCGUGAAUGAGGAUCCGGAGUUCCAGCUGAUAGACAAACUGAGGACUUCUCGAACUAGCAAUGAAGUGAGAGUCAAGGUGUUUUCACAGCUGUCUGCGCAAGUCAGAAGGAAGCUGGCCUUGAAGUCUUUGGAUCUGGGAGCCAAUGCUGUUUUGGGAUACCAACAGUUUUUUGACAUUGAAGGAGAUACUGGCGUAGUAGUGCGCGGAUUUGGAACUGCCGUCAAAAGAGUGCAGGAAGUGGCCGGUCCUAAAGGUGCUGACCAGAUUGCCAAUUUAUCGUCCAGUCAACAGACACAAUCCGGGCUUACUCAUUCCAUGUACAGUGGCUCUAAUCUGAACCCAGUCCUCCCACACCAGAUGAGCAUUCCAGGGGUCAGUCCAGAUCCAAACGCCGUGUCAAGUUUGGAGGAUUGUAUGCAAAACCAGUUUGACAGUCGGAUAUACAAACACGUGGUCGAGUAUCCCUUCUUCACAUUGCUGACAUUUGAGCACGGGGGACACAACUCGGCUUCGAACCCGUACAGCUUCAUAACCUCAAUCGGGGGUCUGGUGUGUGCCCGAUCUGUGAAGCUGCUGGACCGGAUGGAGGACCCGGAGAAGAGUCUGAUGCGGGACAACUGGUGGCUGGAGCUGCGCAUCGAAAUCAAGUCUCACAUGGAGGCCUUCUCCUGCAACUGUGUGGUCGGCUACUCUGAGUACACCACUAUGUACGAAGACUUGAUGGUGCUGUCGGCUAUGGGCACUGCUGCUAAUUUGGACCCCGCCUUCUCACCCAAGAGGUCAAAUCUACUGGCCUUUUCAUCCAUGUCAAUAGAUCAUCCGGAAAGUUCGGAGCAGCUGUCUCCUCGGUCGCCUGUUCAGAACUCGGGUGGCGGCACAUCUCCUGGCGAUUCCUCCUCAAACCCAUUUGCAUUCCAAAACGCAGCUGCCCAGCAGUCGCAAAAAUGUUCUCUGUUGCAUCUGCCCUAUAAUGACGCCUCUCUUCCUUUCGCCUCCGAUGUGCCAGUGUGUGCGAUGUGUAAGGCGGCCAAAGUGCACGAUGUCCUUCUGAGCACGUGUGAGCCCCCUGCUGAUAUUGUCACUUGUGGACCCCCUGUGAUAUUGCACGCCAAUGUGGUGAAGAAAAAACGAAGGGGUCACGGGGAGACAGAGGCCGUCGAACUGAGUGGCAUGCUGUCCUUCAUUGAGCAUGAAGUGCAGCAACAGCUGCUGCACAAGAUGCAGAUGUGCAAUAUGAACUCGUGCUGGUCUGUUCGCAUCACCCUCACAGUCACCGAGAAUGCAGUGAUUGGACUGGCAGUUGGCACUGGACUGCACCUGGCUGCGCUCCCUUUUCCACACCUGGUCAAUCUACCAUCCAAAUUUCAAAGUGGAAAUGAUGGUGGACUUCGAAACGAGAUACUGAACUCGAGAAACGAAAUCAUCAACAGCUCGCAAGUGGAAUUUAUCGCUGGAGACGGUAAAGAUGCAAUCGAAGCUCUACAGGAAUCCUUGCCUAACAUUGACCUCUCAUUGGACGGCAAACAAGUCCAGGCGUCGGUAAUCAAAACCUUGGAUGAACCAAUCCUGAAUCAUCUGUAUAAGUCAGCGCUUAAGGCGAUGAACGCAAGAAGCAGUACCUUAGGCGUCUCGACGGUGCAAGAAGCUUCGGGAAACAUACCGGGGGUCCAAUCGUCGGGACAGAAUAGAGUGUUCAACAACCUGGCAAUCCAAGUAUCGCAUUGUGAUUCGUACAGAAAUACUGCGUGGAAUUCGAAUGCGUUUUCGCAGACUUUGGAUUCGGUGUUGGCGAAAUUGAAUUUCAAGUCUCGCAGGAAAAACUUGAAAAAUGUGCUGAUAAAUGUGAGAAUGAAUCUGAGCGGGUCUGACAACAUGGACGACAGUGCCAUGUUAUGCUGCACUGCCGACAUCUGCGAACCAAUAGCCACAGACCUGGACUCUCUCAUCCUGUCCAGGUCCCCGAUCCAGAUCUCAUCCCUGGCAUCAUUACCCAACUACCGAGUGGAAAAAUACAUGGGAUACAUCAACACGUUCUUUAUUCGGGAAACGACCGAUUUGCGCCAAUUCGGGUCAACGCAAGGAUUUGUGUCUUGUUGUCUGACUGAAAUUCUAACCGUGUUAAGUGCAAGAAUAGCAAACAUGAGUGCAAAUGCGCUGCUUAAUUUCAGUAUUCUCUAUUUUGAUGUGUACGAUAACAUGCAUAAAAAUCAAGCCCAAGCACUUUUGAAUGUGAGAGGCGACAUUGUUAAGCUAACUUGGUCCAGUGCGCCUCCUAGAUCCAAUUCCGACUAACUAGAAUGAAAAUUAAUUUAUUUGUACCAUGGACUUGCAUUUUGCAAAACAUAUUUCUAGAUUUGUAAAUUAUUCUUUUUGUAAUUAUGGCUUACCCUGCCUGGAUUAAAAGUUCCAAAAGAAGAUCUUCUUCUCGCAGAAACUGCUUAAAUUGUAAUUGAAUCCAUAUUGCAACAUUAUCUUAGCCUAAAUUAGAGUUAUUAUAUUUGCUUAAAACGGAGUCUUGCCAAGUAUCAAGUGAUGGCGAUAUCUGUUCUAAAACCCUAAAUUUGAUGUUCUUAAGUGAUGUCGUCCGAUGGUUGACGUAAGAAUAAUUCUCUAUUUGUCAGUGAUACUUGACUCAUAUAUGACUAAUCUAAUUUAAUGCGGUUAUUUUUAAGGUCAAAUUCAGCUGCUCAGGCAGAAUUGACAAGAUCGUUACAAAA
Molecule: messenger RNA, 3260 nt
Organism: Symsagittifera roscoffensis
Lineage: Eukaryota; Metazoa; Xenacoelomorpha; Acoela; Convolutidae
Product: C2 domain-containing protein 5-like
Exons: 14
Coding region: 31-2835 (934 amino acids)
Biological process (GO): positive regulation of protein targeting to membrane; positive regulation of D-glucose transmembrane transport; positive regulation of vesicle fusion
Cellular component (GO): plasma membrane
Molecular function (GO): calcium ion binding; calcium-dependent phospholipid binding
Source: RefSeq, a predicted model, not a curated record